UUCACGGAGCACACAAAGGAUCCUCUGCAGACAAAAAAAUGGCUUCUAUGGCGGCUGCAAUAGCCGCGGCUCGGACUGCCGUGUCAGGUAACCGACCCCUGGACGAGAAGGAGAGGAAUCGGUUUGCAUAUUUCUCUUCCCUCAACUCCAUGGCCAAAAAGAUCAUGCAGGAUAAGGAACGGAUCCGCCAGCGCUAUGGAACCCAAUGGGAGAAGAUGCCGCCCAAAGAGCAGGACGAAGCCAUAGACAAGAGUAUGGUGGACCCAGAGCUCCAGAAGAGAUAUGCCCUGCACAGAGGAGACGCUGACACCCAGCCAGACCCCUGCUACCCGGUGCUCAAGACACAGCCAGGCCAGAAGGUGGUGCACUUCGGAGAGGAGGACAUAACAUGGCAAGAUGAACACUCUGCACCAUUUUCUUGGGAAACUCGA
Nanorana parkeri is the source of this 431-nucleotide messenger RNA. It is a transcript of the gene CUNH1orf198, whose product is annotated as chromosome unknown C1orf198 homolog. The record is from RefSeq and is a predicted model, not a curated record. NCBI's taxonomy places the organism in Eukaryota, Metazoa, Chordata, Amphibia, Anura, Dicroglossidae. The transcript is spliced from 2 exons. The annotation marks the transcript as partial.